Molecule: messenger RNA, 455 nt
Organism: Bursaphelenchus xylophilus (pine wood nematode)
Lineage: Eukaryota; Metazoa; Nematoda; Chromadorea; Rhabditida; Aphelenchoididae
Source: the annotation of a GenBank genome assembly
AUGAGCAGCAGAGCUCAGGUCGUGGCAUUUGCGUCGGGCUUCGAAGAGUUGAUUUUGUUCAGAAUGCGUCUCGUCAAACAUGAGCCUUUGGAGGCAACCAACUUUUUGGCUGCUCGCAACGAUUUGAUGAUGUCGUGGGCUUUGUGGGGUCCGGCCAAGGUGAUUUUCAACGGGCGUGGACGGCGUUUAUCGGCUUUCCAAGUACUGUCAGUGUGUCUCCACGUUUUUUCAAUCACAUUGGUGUCUAAUACCGCAGCGCCCACCAGUUUUUCGCCAAGCUCUUUGUCAGCGGCGUUGGUAGCAGCUUCGUCUUUAGCCCCUGUUGCAAAUUCCGCCACCACAGUAAACUUCUUGUCUUCCUGUUGUUUGACUUCUUUGGCGAUUUCAGCAAAAGAUGUGGAAUGUUGGUGGUUUCAGUCAUCAGUGGACAUUGGGCCGCGCAGAAGGAAAUUUAA